Cydia splendana is the source of this 2790-nucleotide messenger RNA. RefSeq names its product alpha-soluble NSF attachment protein (gene alphaSnap). The coding region runs from base 135 to 1013 and encodes 292 amino acids. Gene Ontology annotation, cellular component: SNARE complex; vacuolar membrane. Lineage: Eukaryota; Metazoa; Arthropoda; Insecta; Lepidoptera; Tortricidae. Gene Ontology annotation, molecular function: syntaxin binding; soluble NSF attachment protein activity. The record is from RefSeq and is a predicted model, not a curated record. Gene Ontology annotation, biological process: intracellular protein transport; SNARE complex disassembly. The transcript has 6 exons.
ACUAAAUCAAUCGAUGACAGCGACUGAUUUUCGCAGUGUUCUCGGGUGGGUGACGACAUUUUGUCAAUAAUUCCUAAAGUUGUUGGGAUUGUAGUAUAUUUCUUUAGUAUUUAGUGUGUUUUUAAGCCACGAAAAUGGCUGAUAAUGAACAGAAAGCAAUGCAGUUGAUGGCGGAGGCGGAGAAAAAGUUGGGUUCAUCUAAGACCUUUCUCGGGUCACUUUUUGGGGGAUCAUCAAAGGUUGAAGAAGCUGUAGACUGCUAUCUCCGGGCCGGCAACCUGUUCAAGAUGGCGAAGAAGUGGGCGCAGGCUGGACAGGCAUUCUGCAAUGCGGCACAGUUGCACUUGAAGGCUGGUGUCCGCCAUGAUGCUGCCACCAACUUUGUUGAUGCUUCCAACUGCUACAAGAAGUGUGAUGCUAAUGAGGCUGUCUCGUGUCUGUUAAAGGCAAUUGAGAUCUACACUGACAUGGGCCGUUUCACUGUUGCGGCUAAGCAGCAUCAGAACAUAGCCGAGCUGUACGAGACCGAGUGCGUGGACCUCGCGCGCGCUAUGCAGCACUACGAGCAGGCGGCGGACUACUUCCGCGGCGAGGAGUCCACCUCCUCCGCCAACAAGUGCAUGCUCAAGCUGGCGCAGUAUGCGGCGCAGCUCGAGCACUACGACAAGGCCGUGCAGAUAUACGAGCAAAUCGCCAAGUCAUCCCUGGACAACAGCCUGCUGAAGUACAGCGCCAAGGAGUACAUGUUCCGAGCCGCACUGUGCCACCUGUGCGUUGACGUGCUCAACGCGUCGCACGCCAUCGAGAAGUACUGCGCGCUCUACCCCGCCUUCGCCGACACUAGGGAGUGCAAGCUUAUCAAGGAACUGAUCGAACACCUGGAAGACCAGAACAUCGACGGGUUCACCGAGGCGGUGAAGAACUACGACAGCAUAUCGCGACUCGACCAGUGGUACACGACCAUGCUCGUGCGCGUCAAGAAACAGAUCAACGACAACCCCGACCUGCGUUGAAUCCGCACCACCGUCGCCGCACAUGUUAGGUUUGUGUGCUGUAGCUAGGUUGAUUUGUGAGCGUUUCCACCUCUUUUCUAACACUAUAAUAGGCAAAUAAUCAAAGUACCAUUUGUAAAAAACGAACUCAACUGUAUGAGCUAUCUUGCUAUUUGUCGCCGCGCCGUGUAAAGCGUUGGGUAGCGUUUACUACGUCAUCUGCCGACGGUGUCCGCGCUAAGCUCUAAACUCUCUAAAGCAAGCGCUGUCAACUGUCAAAGGCACGAAACGAUAUAGUGUAAAUGCGCCCUAAGCCUGGGAUUAACUUACAUUUAAACCACGUCGCCUUAAAAUAGAGUAGUGCAAUGUUUUUACCGCUUAUCCAUAUAUAUCCGCAGCGGAGAGUAUUCAUUUGAUUAGCAUUAUUUAACUAACACGGUGGAAAUGCUCGUAAAUUUAUUUAUCAACAUCUAUCUAAUACUGAUCAGUAAAAUAUAUUUGUGUGUACUCUAGUGUAAGAUAACGUUUUACGCUAGAUUUCUUUUUUACAUUAAUGUUUAGGGACCGGUAUUAGAUAGUGUUGCAAUGUUACAGUCUGUUUCGAUGUAAAAGCCUUAUUGAACUGCGCGGUAUUUAGAAUCGUAUGAUGUCUUCUGAGUAUUAACUACUGAAACUAACUAAUUAGUGUGAAUUAAAUUACGUAUAUUACUAAAUACCGCAUAGUAUUUAAAAGCUAGGCACACAUUUAAAAUUCAAAACAUACAAAACAAUAACACUAAGCGCUUAAAAUUUCAACAAGUAUGUCAAUGUGUUUGUUUUGAAUUUUGAAUUUGUUUAUACAUAAAAGCUGUGGUUUAUUAUAAAUUAUGCGAUAGUAAUUUUAAUUAGAAAAGAAUGGAUUGUGGUAAAGAAUGGAAAUCUAAGAUAUCAUGCGAAAGUAUAACGGAAUUGUAGUAACGUUUUGAAAUUGAUUGGUUAGAUCAAUGUGUGUGACCAAAAGUGGUACAGUUAUAAUAGUAGCCUGAAUAUUAAAAUCGCAAUAUAUUCUAAGUCUGUGUUUGGACAAACUUCAAACUUUCCCAUACCUAGUUAUGAGACGAUUGUAGACCUUGCUUUCAUUCCUUUUAUAAUUUUAUAAGGUAUUGCUCAGAAGAGCACACAUCGAAGCGGCGACGCGGCUUGACAUGUUAAUGUAGAACAUCAGUGCUAUUCCAUAAUUUGUCUAAUCUCUACGUUACACUACGCCCCAUUACGCUUUUAAUGUUCGGGUCCUUUAAAUAGGACAGGAUUUUUACAUGUCAUUUAUAAAUGAUAAUAAUCAACUCGAGUCCAUAAUUCAAUCAGUAUGCUUAUAAUAGGAAGCAACAUUUUUAGGACUAGAAGCUAUUUGAUAAGAUCGAUUGUAGUCAACGUUCCUUUUAGUUUACGAAUAGUAAUAUACUAAUUGUUACUUAGCAACUUUACCGACACUUUACUACUGUCUGUAAAACAUCGCUAGAUGAGUUUAUCAGCGUCUACCGACCGUAGCAAUAAUAGUCAAGAGUCACUUGACGAAAUACGUCUAGUUUUUUUAACUAUAAAAAACCCGCAAAUGACGUUCGAUAUCGUACACAUAGUUAGUAUAAAUACUUGUAUGCGAAAUAGAUGUCCUAUUUAAAGGACUUGGCAUUUACAGUCACUUUAACGAUAGAUUUGUAAGACGCAAUAUUUAAGAUUUAUACUUAGAAAGUGUAUAAUAUGUAUGUACCUAUUAUCAUAAAUAGAUUCACGUUUCAUCGUAAUAAAUUAAAUUAUUGAA